Molecule: messenger RNA, 318 nt
Organism: Puccinia graminis f. sp. tritici CRL 75-36-700-3
Lineage: Eukaryota; Fungi; Basidiomycota; Pucciniomycetes; Pucciniales; Pucciniaceae
Exons: 1
Coding region: 1-318 (105 amino acids)
Source: RefSeq, a predicted model, not a curated record
AUGCGUCAUAGAAAGGCUCCAGAACGCUAUGGAAAUUGGGCAAAGUCUUCCACUGUUCCUCUUGAUGAUAUUGACACCCCUAAAACUUGGCAUCAACUCCAGAAAUCUCCGCACAAGGCAAAAUGGCUCCAAGCGGCGGAUGAGGAGUUCUCUUCUCUUCUCGGUAUGGACACAUGGAAACUGGUCCCCCGUAGAGCUGGCCCCGGCGCAUCCGGAUAUCCGUUUGGAUUCAGAUAUCCGCUCACGUUUUCAGCAAAAUCAGACAUCCGCAUCCACUGGCGGGUAUCCGCGGAUAUCCGCCCCUUAAAUGACCCCUAG